AUGUUCGGUUCUUUCAGCAACCCAAACACGUCUAGCGGCAGUGCCUUUGGGAAUGCCUCUCAACAACCACAACAGGCUGGCACGUCCAAUGCGGUAGGUCUGCUAGGAGCACCCUCAGCGGCACCGGGCAGCACGUCGUUAUUUGGUGGCAGCGCGCCACAGACCGGAGCGGGUAGCAAUCCGCUCCUCGGGGGCAACCAAGGAACAUCGCAAUCUACGGCCGGAGGACUUUUCGGUAACUCGGCCAACCAGGGAGGUGGAGGACUCUUUGGGGGCACGAAUAUGCAAAAUCGGCCGGCCGCGGGAGCAGGAUUGUUUGGGGCGACCAGCGGUACUUCUAGCGGUAACCCACUGCUUGGUACAGCUCCUCAGAAUCCUCUUGGUGGCACUGGGACUAGUCCUAACCCGUUGUUCGCGACGGGCGGAAGUAACACUGGGACAACUGGUGGCGGUUUGUUUGGAAACGCGCCCGUCGGAGGCAACACAGCACCUGCUGGAGGUGGUUUGUUCGGAAACCCUGCCGGGGGAAGCAACACCAACACGACCGGUGGCUUGUUCGGCAACGCAGCUGGAGGAAGUCGCUCAAAUACGACCGGAGGUGGUUUACUUGGCAGCACCACAGCAGGGAGCAAUACUAAUGCACCGAGCAGCGGUCUAUUUGGCAACACUGCUGGAGGCACAACCGGGGCAACGAGCGGAGGACUCUUCAACAAUACUACAGCAGGGAGUAGUGCGACUGCACCUGGUAGCGGAUUGUUCGGUAACACCACUGGCACUUCCGCGGGAAACACGGGAGGCGGUCUCUUCAGAAGCACCACCAAUUCCUCGACAACAGGUGGUGGACUCUUUGGUGCCCCCCCGCCUAUUGUUCCACCGUCUCUCUUUGGCUCCACUCAAGGGCAGCAGCAAGGUUCGUCGUCCAUGUUGGGACAGCCUCCCACUUCGAUGCUGGGACAACCGCCUCCCUCAAUGCUGGGACAACCGCCUCCCUCAAUGCUGGGACAACCACCCACUUCCACGCUCGGACAACCUCCGCAGUAUGGGUCAUUGUUCGGGAACUCGGGACAAUCACCAGCUGGGGGUAGUCUUCUGGGGGGAAGUUUUCUCGGUCGCACAACGCAACCCAAUGCUGUGUCAUCCGGCCUUCUCUCUCGGACAGCUAUUCCCUCAAGUCAGCAACCAGCAGACGCCCAGUCUCAGUUCGCAUCAUUGGUUCAACGCAUAGAGAGUACUGUGAAAGCGUGGGACCCCGCUUCUCCACAAUGUCGCUUUCAGCAUUAUUUUUACAAUCUAGUAGAUCCUAGUCAGGUACAGUUAUAUGGUCGACCAGCUAAUGCGACGAAUGACGCACUGUGGCAAAAAGCUAUCCGCGAAAAUCCAGAUCCAAGUUGCCUUGUACCUGUGAUUGCGAUAGGAUUUGAUGACUUGCAGAAGCGUGUUGAAGCUCAAUCGCAACAAGCUACUGCACAGCAAGAAAGAUUGAAGGAACUCCAGACGAGGAUUGCAGCACUGUCACAAAGACAUCAACUAUCGAAUGCAUCUCGAUUGAACCGCGCCUCCAUGCUACAGACCCAACUGACGCAUCGGGUACUCAAACUCGUGCAACAUCUUCAUCUCCUGAUUCCUACACUGCGGUCGUCUGCCAUCCGUCCGGAAGAGGAAGCGCUUCGCACAGCGUUGGAGGAUAUUGAUCAGGACAUUCGAAGACCGGGGGGUACGGGACGGAUGCGAGGCAAACUGAAUGAAUUAUGGGCACUCAUAGGUGCUGUGAAUGCCGCUAGAGAGAGGGAUCGCAAAGGCGGCGUUGUCGAAUGGACUGUUGUUGACGAUGAAGGGUUGAGUCAAAUCGCUCAGAUUUUAGCCGAUGAGCAAGCUGGGCUGGCUCAUCUCACCAAGAUACUGCAGCGAGACAUCAAGGACCUGGCUGUCAUCCAGGGCACCAGUGUCAAGGAGGAGGAACCGAACGCAUUGUUGACGUCGGCGUCGACACUGCGCGGCAGUACAGGCUAUUGA
Messenger RNA from Sparassis crispa, 2013 nucleotides. RefSeq names its product Nucleoporin nup44. The transcript is spliced from 6 exons. Gene Ontology annotation, cellular component: nuclear pore central transport channel; nuclear pore. Gene Ontology annotation, biological process: protein localization to nuclear inner membrane; nuclear pore organization; NLS-bearing protein import into nucleus. NCBI's taxonomy places the organism in Eukaryota, Fungi, Basidiomycota, Agaricomycetes, Polyporales, Sparassidaceae. Gene Ontology annotation, molecular function: structural constituent of nuclear pore. The record is from RefSeq and is a predicted model, not a curated record. The coding region runs from base 1 to 2013 and encodes 670 amino acids.